Messenger RNA from Tripterygium wilfordii, 1965 nucleotides. Its product is annotated as protein TIFY 8-like. Gene Ontology annotation, cellular component: nucleus. The transcript is spliced from 6 exons. The coding region runs from base 385 to 1725 and encodes 446 amino acids. The record is from RefSeq and is a predicted model, not a curated record. Lineage: Eukaryota; Viridiplantae; Streptophyta; Magnoliopsida; Celastrales; Celastraceae. Gene Ontology annotation, biological process: response to wounding; regulation of jasmonic acid mediated signaling pathway; regulation of defense response.
AUCUCGAACCCCUCAAUUUCUCCUCUCUCGCUUUCUCUAUUUGGUCUUCUCCCCGUUAUAUGCGAGGACGCACAACGCAGCAGACUCUCUCCCCCACAAACAUUUGUACUCGACAACAAAACAACUGAAUACCCAGAUACAGAUAGAGAGAGAAGCCCCCACUACAUUGAGCAAUACAUCAACUGAUGGAGAGAGAGAGAGAACCUUUUGCUUUUUAAUGCUCUUUCUCUUUCUGGGUCUGUCUGAUUCUCCCUCUCUUUCCUGAAAAUCGUGCUCUCUUUUUCAGUCUCUAAUGGAGUGAAGAGAGAGAGAGAGAGAGCAGAGAGAGCGACUCCACUGCGACAGACAGCCGUUGCAUGAAGUGGGUAUGGCUAUGGAGGUGAAAUGGCAGGGCUGAUAAUGGCUCAACCGAACAAAAUCUACAAUGCCAUUGGUGCCCGUGAUUUGAUUAGUAUGAGUGGUACUGGAACUGACAACAAAACAUUAGGACAACAACUACAGCAGAAGGAGCAGGGGAAGCCAAUGCUCCAUGAUUUUUUGGGUAUGAAAGUCGGUAUUGAUUCUUCUGUUGUAUUGACUCCGAAGACUGGUGAGGCAAGGGUUGCAGAGGCGUCCCCAUCGGCUUCUGCCUCUCUUGGGGGGUCUUCUGGGGGCGGCCGUGGACCCAUCUCCACCACCUCUGAUCUGGGUUCAGUAGAAAGACAGGUUGGAGAACAUCUUGAGGGAGUUCCAUUUUAUGGUCCGAGGAGUGAUGUUUCUAGACAUGACAUAAACAACAGAUUAGCUGGUAAUAAGCGAAGCAAUUCGGAUUCUACAUUUAUGGGAUCAUCCAGCGAGAGGAUUCCUCAGAUGGGUCAUGACUCCAUUGAGAGCUCGCACUUGAUGAAGAUGCUUCGGAAUGGGGCUGGGGGAGAGCGUCCUAGAAGGUCCAGCGAUGAUGAAGUGUUGCAUGGUAUGCAGUCCCUGAAGCCAACUUCUUCUCUCAUACUGCAGCCUCCUACUGGCAAUAGAUUUGAUGCAAAUGCUGCCAAAUGGGAACGAUCCAUACCCAUGGGUCCAUUGAUGCAGUAUCCUCUUCGUGGGAGCCAAUUUGUACCUUUUAUGCAGCAAGUACCUUCAAACAGGUUCAAAGAUGCCCAUACUGGUUCUACAAUUAUAUCUCAGUCAGCUGCUGAUGAAGGAUCUAGAACCGGAAUCAAGGGCCCUGGGAUUUUGAGUUCCCUUAAAGCUGGUGGUAGUGUCUCUGACAACAACUCAACUGGAACACUGCUCAGUGGUAGCAGAGCAAAGUCUGGGAUUCAUGUUUCUGAACCAGAAUCAUCUACUCCAAAUCGGCAGGGAUUAAUGUCCGCCAGCCGGCAGAUGACUAUAUUUUAUGGUGGUCAAGCACAUGUUUUCGAUGAUGUUCACCCAAACAAGGCAGAUGUCAUAAUGGCCUUAGCUGGAUCAAAUGGAGGAUCAUGGUCAACAACCUACUCACCAAAAUCUACCGGGAGGCCAGCCAGUGAUGAUCGCAUGUCCCGUGGAGAGUAUGAAACAUGCAUAGCAGGUAAUGCUGCAUUCCCUCGCGAAUUUCAUGGGAGGCUCUCUGGCACUAGCAAUGCUGCCCAGGAUACCGGUUCUGGUGAUCGAGUGCCAGCCCCUACAGGAGGUCAUCAAGGCGGCGUUACGAUAGCUAAGGCAAAAGAAUCUGGUACUGAAGAUAAAAGAGAGAGACAAAGCUGAGAACAGCCAGCCUCAUUGGUUUCAAUUCUCUCAGACUUCUGAGGAAGGAAUGAGGUCUUUGUUCUGUUGUAUCCAUGUUUCAACCUUAUAUUUUGUUAGCUUUUGUCCACUUUUUGGGAGGGUUUAGGUUGAAAAAUCUUGUCUACAGAGGACCCAGUUUGAUCUUUUUUGUUGGGUUUGACACUCGGAAUAUCUGAUAUUAACACAACUGACCUGAGCUGCUGCUUCUCAAUUCUCAUC